This is a messenger RNA of Phyllotreta striolata, 1355 nucleotides long. NCBI's taxonomy places the organism in Eukaryota, Metazoa, Arthropoda, Insecta, Coleoptera, Chrysomelidae. The record is from the annotation of a GenBank genome assembly.
UUCCAACGUGUAAACUGCAAAGCAAAAGUGACCAAACUUAUGGGAAUUCGGAGCAUACUAUGGGCAAAAAUCAAAACAAAAAGCCCGAGGAAGUAUUUGAAGAAUAUUCAGACAUGAAUGACAACGACAGCGAUAAUGAAGACAGUGAUACUUCCAUGAGUACCUCUGGUUCAGAUGCAUCCGAUGAUGAAAUCGAACAUUUCGAAAGUUCAGCUGUAACUGAGGCAGAAUCGGACGUGGACGAACCCGUUGAGGCCGAAGAGGAAGAGGAAGACGAGACUAUCAAAGCUAUUAGAUUGGAAUCCCAAAAAGAAAGAGAUCACCCCCCUAGUAUACAAUGCGAGGACUUUAUAACGGAUAUAUCAUUUCAUCCCCAUAACGAUUUACUGGCUGUAGCUACUAUAGUAGGAGACGUGCUGCUCUACAAAUAUUCCAACGAUGAAAAUACGCUGGAAAAUACAUUAGAAUUACAUACAAAAGCAUGUAGAGAUGUUGAAUUCAGUCUAGAUGGAAAAAUAUUAUUUUCUACUUCUAAAGAUAAAUCUAUCAUGCUGAGCGAUGUCGAAACAGGAAAAUUGGUUAAAUUCUAUGAAGAUUCUCAUGAUGUCCCUGUUUAUUGCUUAACUGUUAUCGAUGAGAACUUAUUUGCUACAGGCGAUGAUGAUGGUACGAUAAAAUUAUGGGAUUUGAGAGAAAAAAGCGAUAAACAAAUAUACAAAACCAGGAAAAAUGAGGAUUAUAUAAGCGAUUUAGUUACAAACGAUUCAAAAAAAUACCUUGUCGGAUCCAGUGGAGAUGGAUCCAUUAUCAGCAUAAAUCUCGAACAGAGAUGCGUUCACAUGCAAUCUGAAGAAUACGACGAAGAACUAACUAGUAUGGGAAUAUUCCGAUCAGAAACUAAACUAGUAGCAUCUUCAUCUAAAGGAAGAUUGUUCGUUUACAAUUGGGACGAGUUCGGCCUUCACAGCGACAUUUUUCCAGGCCCUAAAACCUCGAUAAACGCAUUGAUGCCCAUAACUGAGAAUAUCGUGGUAACUGCAUGUGAAGACGGUAACUUACGAGCCUCUCACUUGUUCCCCCACAGACAUCUGGGUAUUGUGGGACAGCACAACAUGCCCGUAGAAAACGUAGAUAUUUGCAAUAGCGGUCAAUUUUUAGCAUCUAGUAGCCACAAUAACGACAUCAGAUUUUGGAACAUACAGUAUUUCGAGGAUUUCGAAAAAAUGGAUCAAAAGCACAAGAAACAUAACAAAAAGAAGGAAUUGAAGAAUAAUUUACCCUCGUCGAAUGUCAAAAAUGCUUCUGAUUUUUUUAGUGGUUUGGUUUAAAUUAUGAAAAUAAAGAUAAUGAAAGCG